AUGCUUUCAAAGAAGGCAGAGUUUGGAUUAGAAUGGUUUACCUUCCUAUACACAUUCUUCAAGAAGAACAGUGGGUUGAAUUGGAAAAAGCUGCGAGAAUCUAUGCAAUUGCAGGAUGAUAUUAUCACUGAGGGAAGCACUCCCGGAUUACAAAUCAUAUCAGAUCAGCAUAAGGGUAUCAAGAAAGCCAUGGGCAUGUUGAGAAUCCAGUGUGAUGUUCCCAUUGAGAGCUUCGCAUGCUCCAAAAUAGUCGAGAGAAAUCUCUUCAAGUACACAACCGAACUGCACAGAAAGGCUAUGAAAUAUAGCUUUUUCCAAUUGAUAUUUGAAUCUGAUCCUAAAAAGUUCCCAGUAAUCCAAGAAGCAAUGAUGUGGGUUUUCUUUGAGAGGCAUAAGAGGGAGACAACCAACAGUACUUAUAAUCCCAUUAUCAGUAUGAAAGACUGUUCUAGAGGUCUUGAGUUUUACAAUUCGGUGACUCCAAGGUUUGAAAUUAUGACACCCAAUCAUUGUGAGAUUUUGAAUGCAGAGAUGUUCGCAUUUGGGCUAUUGAACCCAACCAAUCUCAUUAUCAAAGUGCUGUUGAUGCAGGGUGACAAGAUGAAAAUCAUAGAGUUCAUGACCUUUGAUUUGAAUACAGUGAGGCAGCUGACUGAAAAUCAUGAAGAAAUCAAUGACGUGAGCGACUCUGUUGAUGAAGAGCAAGAACCGGAAUAUGUCGAGAUGCUCACGAACUACAGCUCAUUGUUGUGCUCAACAAAUAUGAUCAUUUCUUCUUGUCUGAAUAGCCAAGAGACUAGUGGGACUGUUGAUAGGAAAUCAACUGGAACAGGUGUGAAGCAUUACAAGCACAGUGUAUUGUGGGAUUGUGAUUCGUCUCUUCAAGAGCUUUUUAAGGUGUUGAAAAUACCAGAGCUAUUUUCAAAAGCCAAUAGAUGUAUCAUACGGAAGAUGAAGUCUCAAAGUUACAGGUCAGCAGUGAAGAGAUUCAACAAAGAGGUUCUACUGAAGAAGAGGCAAAGGAUCGCGUAUGUUUCCAAUAGAAUUGCUUCCAAGAUUUUAAAGAAGAAGAAAGGAAGAGAACGACCAGGAAAGUUAGAACAGAAAAGGAACUACAAGACUAAAAAGCUUAUGGAAGACUCUGAGGCAGAUCAAACGAGUCCACAACUAACAGAAAGUGACUCUCGUACAGACUCCUCUCAAAGUACUAUAAUGAUCAAUAAACUGUUGGAACAUCUUGACGACUGUAUGGAGUCUGGUGGCCUAUUCAUAUUUGCAGAUUACGAUUUUGAUGCUUCUACAAAUGCCAUCAAGGCUUACGCAUCCAGCAGUGCAAAGUGUAACAGGAGAAUAGCACUGGACACUACAAAGGUGUUCAAGGUGAUUUGA
Williopsis jadinii is the source of this 1389-nucleotide messenger RNA. RefSeq lists its product as uncharacterized. Lineage: Eukaryota; Fungi; Ascomycota; Saccharomycetes; Phaffomycetales; Wickerhamomycetaceae. The transcript is spliced from 4 exons. The record is from RefSeq and is a predicted model, not a curated record. Bases 1 to 1389 code for a protein of 462 amino acids.